Messenger RNA from Racocetra persica, 337 nucleotides. The record is from the annotation of a GenBank genome assembly. Lineage: Eukaryota; Fungi; Glomeromycota; Glomeromycetes; Diversisporales; Gigasporaceae.
CAAAAGACCGUUAGUCACUAUAUGAUUCAAGCAAAAGCUCGUUCUCUUGCUGCCACUUCUAGUUACCAAAACCAGUUUCAUGGAAUUGAAAAUUAUAAAUUUUCUCAAAAAUAUGUAGAUGGAUUUAUGUCACGGCAUAAUUUGGUUAACCGUAGGCGUACUACUACCGUCCAACAUCUUCCUGAAACUUAUAAUGAAGAACAAAGCAAAUUUUUAUCUCUUAUACUUUACAAACAUGAUUUAAUCUUUGACUUCUCUCGAAUUGAUAAUCAAAUGAAUCCAGGAAGAGAAAUUGAAGAUCAAGCUGAAACAGCUAGUGAUAAUAAAGAAGGAGACA